This is a messenger RNA of Westerdykella ornata, 2858 nucleotides long. RefSeq names its product Six-hairpin glycosidase. Gene Ontology annotation, molecular function: hydrolase activity, hydrolyzing O-glycosyl compounds. The record is from RefSeq and is a predicted model, not a curated record. The coding region runs from base 477 to 2576 and encodes 699 amino acids. NCBI's taxonomy places the organism in Eukaryota, Fungi, Ascomycota, Dothideomycetes, Pleosporales, Sporormiaceae. The transcript has 9 exons. Gene Ontology annotation, biological process: carbohydrate metabolic process.
CAUUUGAGAAGUCUGUUACCAAAGGUAAUCCUCCGUCGCCUCCUCGCAGUAAUUUCAUAUUCAUCCCCUCACGCGCAUUGUUCUGUUUUGGGAGGGAUUGCCAAUACCGCAGGGUUCUGUCAUGCCGUGUAGGACCGGUAUUUGCCAAAAGUUGCUGGCGGAUGAUGGGAGGCACAAGUGAUUGUUAUAUACACUUCCGGCCCUACACAGUAAGGUACACGACUCCCUCUUCAGCGGAAUGCGGCAUCGGCCCCUUGGUAUCCAUACUGUUAGUCCAUUGUUUCGUGGAUACAUAUUGUUUAGGACAUGAUGAGUCUGCCGCGGUAAAGGGGAGGACUUCUGAUUCCAGCUCUGACGUCAUCGAUCUGAGUUCGUGACCGCACCUGCGUUUCCAGGGUGCGGAGCGGGUACGGAUCUACAACUCCCUUGAUACCAUUAUACCGUACAUACAUACGCGGGACAUUAAAUAUCCCUCGAUGCCCAUUUAUACAUACAACCGGGAAAGGCGCCAACAGAGUCCUCGCAUCCGUGAAAACACAAUGCAGAAUUCAGUGCCACCAAGAGGGACGCCAGGUGGGCGAGAUUUGACUGCUAUGCGUACAUCCACGGGGUAUAUGCCGAUUGACGACUAUGGGCUCAUUGGGAACAUGAGAACAUGUGCUUUGGUGGCGACGGAUGGAGGCAUUGAUUUUAUGUGCUGGCCCUACUUCGACUCUCCGUCAGUCUUCUGCCGCAUCUUGGACAAGGACAAGGGCGGCCAUUUCACCAUCAGCCCCGGCGAACCAGAGCUCUGUACAACCAAGCAACAUUACCUUCCCGCAAGUAAUAUCUUGGAAACGCGAUAUCUAAAGGAGGAGGGUGUCAUGAACGUGGUCGACUUUUUCCCACGACCAAACAACAAGGCCUUGGACGCCGAAUACCACGCCAACGUGCUUGCCAGCGACUUUACAGGCACCGUCCCGGACCGCCCCGAUUUGAAGAAAUGGUUGGUGCGAAGAGUCGAGUGUUUGCGCGGCCAGGUGGACGUAGACAUUGAAGUGCUCCCAGCCUUCAAUUAUGCUCAGGACAAGCACACCACAGAGGUGUGCAAAGAAGGAGCCGUGUUCCGAUCUGCAAACCUAUCUUUGCAGCUUAAUGCGACAAUCGACUGUGGCGACGAAGAAGAACAGAUGACUUGCCCGGUGGUUAUUUUUCAGCGAGCUUCCCUGGGUUCACCACUCGGUGAUGGCAUCACGGCAAACUUCCGCCUCUAUGAAGGGCAGGCCGUUUCCUUUAUCCUCCGAGAUGCGGGGGAAGACGACAUCGAGCAGAUCAACACCGCACUGCUGGAUGAACUCCAGCUUAGUACGCAGAAGUAUUGGAGCAGAUGGAUUAGUCAAAGCAAAUAUAGGGGUCGAUGGGAGGAAGUAGUGACGAGGAGUUUGUUUUUACUCAAGCUGCUUACCUUCGAACCCACAGGAGCCAUUUGUGCCGCACCUACCUUUUCCUUGCCCGAAAGGAUCGGAGGCGCACGCAACUGGGACUACCGCUACUCGUGGGUGAGAGACGCAUCCUUCACUAUCUACAUUCUCCUCCGCCUCGGGUUCAGUGUCGAGGCAGAGGCGUAUACGAGUUUCAUGUUUCAGCGCGUGAAGGAAGUGAAGAAGAAACACGGCGCACUGCCUAUCAUGUUUACCAUCUGGGGUGGAACCGACAUUCCAGAAGUCGAGCUUAACCACUUGGACGGCUACCGAGGCAGCCGGCCCGUCAGGAUCGGAAACGGCGCCGCUUUCCAUACGCAGCUGGACAUCUACGGCGAACUGAUGGACGGAAUCUAUCUCGCCAACCGAUUUGGCAAGCCGAUCACGUAUGACCAGUGGCUCCUUAUUCGCGAAAUUGCGGACCACGUCUGUCGCAUCUGGAAGGAGGAAGACAUGUCCAUUUGGGAGGUGCGCAGCGCGAAACAGAAUUUCGUCUAUUCCAAGAUCAUGCUCUGGGUCGCUAUCGACAGGGCGCUGCGGUUGGCGGACAAGAGGAGUUUUCCCUGUCCGAACCGUGCGGAGUGGUACCGGAUCCGCGACCAGAUAUGCGAAGAGGUCAUGGAAAAGGGGUAUAAUACAAAGAUGGAAUGCUUUGUUCAGAGCUAUGAGUCAAACACCGUUGUAGACUCGGCUGUGCUGAUCGCACCGUUGGUCUUCUUCAUCGCGCCCACCGAUCCACGCUUCCUGAAGACGUUGGAUCGCAUACUACGACCGCCGGAGAAAGGAGGCCUUACCAGCACGGGGCUCGUGUAUCGAUACAAUAGCGAAAGCAUCGAUGAUGGCGUGGGCGGCUUGGAAGGCGCCUUCAGUCUGUGCACUUUCUGGCUUGUUGAGGCGUUGACAAGAGCCGGCGGUUAUGAGCCAAAGUACCUCAGGCAAGCCCUGACGAUUUUCGAGAACGCGCUCAGCUUUGGUAAUCAUCUGCACAUCUUCUCCGAGGAGAUUGCGCGGUCGGGCGAGCAGUUGGGGAAUACGCCUCAGGCGUUCAGUCAUUUGGCGUUGAUAUCCGCUGCGUUCAACUUGAAUCGGACUCUGGAUAAUGCCGAUAGAAGGUAGAGAUAUGCGACUAGUCGUUGGUCAUAUGCUAUCUUAGAGCUUAGUACGUCCAAGUAUAUGUUAGGUACUGGAUAGUAUCUUAAAUCUAGGGUAGGCUUUGCUGCAGCAUCGAGAGAACCCUUGGAACGACGUCCGCCACGUUCCAUAUCCCAUUGUUUGUCGUUACGGCACUGGCUGGCAACUUUCAAUAUGUACAUUUGCAAAGACAACCUUGUUCCAUGCAUCUCCUCUUCCCCACUGGAUUCGGCACUCAUACCCAUCUGCCGGCGUGUGGGGAAGUGG